Messenger RNA from Aricia agestis (brown argus), 1526 nucleotides. It is a transcript of the gene Syx17, whose product is annotated as syntaxin-17. Gene Ontology annotation, biological process: vesicle-mediated transport. The record is from RefSeq and is a predicted model, not a curated record. Lineage: Eukaryota; Metazoa; Arthropoda; Insecta; Lepidoptera; Lycaenidae. The transcript is spliced from 8 exons. Gene Ontology annotation, cellular component: membrane. The coding region runs from base 147 to 1172 and encodes 341 amino acids.
UCAAAAGUCAAAACAAAAUACAAUCACAAAAGCUCUCUCUCGGACCAAAAUUAUAAAGUUUAUUUCACAAAUUUAUUGGAAACCAUAUAAUCCAGCAAUAACAAAAUCCUAUAACAUAAACUUAGACCAACAACAAAAUUAAAGCGAUGGAGGAAGAAGACAAAUUGCCACUAAAGAGGGUAGAAGUUUCGCUUUCAAAAUUCAAUGAAGUAGCUAUCCCACACCAUUUGGAUUUACUGAGACAACACAAAGCCAACAUUAUAAAGUAUGGCGAAUCUGAGUCGUGGUCGCGCGUGCGGGCGGAGCAGGCUCACGCGCGGCGCGUGGCGAACCAGCUGCGCGGGCUGCUGCGGGAGUUGGACGCGCUGCGGCGACGAGUGCGGCCGCAAGACCUCGACGCGUUCGACCGCGCCACGCGACGCGCGAGAGAGAACACACAUAAAGCUAUCAUGGAUUAUCUUGGUGUAAUAGAACGUAGCUGUAUAGAUCUAGUAAGGAUCGGACAAAAGCGAAGUCGACGCCUUGAGACGGCGCCCAUGUCAGUGCAGCGUACUAAUGACCAGACUGUGGCCGGUAGCGCCGUGUCGACAGAUUCCGUCGGCGUGGUCGGUCACGCCCACGAUGCAGAUAAUAAUGACCACGACGACCGCGAUCACGAUGCGCCGCGAGCGCUCGCUACCGGCGUCGUACAGUUGCAAAUCGAGGACCAGGAGCUGUCGCUGCGGGAGCGCGAGGCGACGCUGCGCGGCUGGAGCGAGCUGCAGGCGGAGGUGCGCGCGCUGCACGACGCCUGGCAGAGCGUGCAGGCCGCGGCGCUCGCGCAGCGCGAUCACGUGUCAUCGGCGAACGAUAACGUGGAAGUGGCGGCCGACAAUGUGAAGGAGGGGAGGACUCAGCUAGCGCUCGCAGAGAGGAUAGCGGCGGGUUCCGUGGGCGCGGGCGGCGCGGUGGUGGGCGCGCUGGUCGGCGGCCCGCUCGGGGCGCUGGUCGGGGCUAAGGUGGCGGCCGCCGCGGCGCUCGGCGGAGGCGCAUUGGGUUACCUCGCUGCGGCAGCCCUCGGCCGGCGCCGCGCUCAGCAAAUUGACCACGUCGUUGCGAAGAGCGAUCACGACACGAACUCCCGUGACCACGACCCAGAUACAAGUGACCACGACACCAAAAAAGACCGCUAGCGAUUACACUGCGUUUGCUUCUAAAGCGAGCGCGUUAAAUAACUCAAAUUGUAAAUAAAGACCGGAGUUUUGAAGCAAGUUAACUUACCACUUACUUAUUAUGUAAAAUGUUUACACAACAUAAUUCAAUAUUCAUACUUUUUAAAUCUGUCUUCGUCUUCCAAUUGACUGUUCCAAUGUGUAAGACAAAGACAGAAUGAUCUAUCAGAUUUUAUGUUGUGUUAAUAUUCUCAAUGGUUAUUGUACAAAUCAUCGCAACUAUUAUAAUAUUAUUGUACUAUGAAUAGUGUAUAUUUGUAAAAUGCAUAUAAACCAUAAAGUUAAUAUACCUAGCGGAAUAGAGCAACAAUCUCG